UUCCCAAUUCAACACAUCAUUCUACUUGCAUGCAUAGUGUAGUAGUAAACCUCUAAAUAUAUAUCCAGGCAAAGAAAAAUGAAUAUCCUUUUGCUCUCAUUUAUUCUUAUCCAAUAUUUUGCCUUUUCAUUAGCCAAUCCCUCAGAACUAGUCUCAGCCGGUCCAUCACCAUCUCCAGUUCUCGACACCAAUGGCGACAAAAUCCGAGCUGGUUCCAACUAUUUCGUGCUGCCAGUGAUCCGAGGAAGAGGCGGCGGACUCUUCCCUUCCAACGUUAAACAAAACAAUACAUGUCCUAGGGACAUUAUUCAAGAGUCCCACGAGGUCCAACAAGGCUUGCCUGUGGUUUUCACCCCUGUGGAACCCAAAAAAGGUAUCAUUCGUCUUUCCACUGACCUUAACGUUAGGUUUUUCACUCCAACUAUUUGUGCUAGAGAGACUAUUUGGAAACUUGGGACCUAUGAUGACAAGUUGAAGCAAUAUUUCAUAGUGACUGGUGGAGUUGAAGGAAACCCGGGUCCUCAGACAGUGAGCAAUUGGUUUAAGAUUGAGAAACUUGGGACUGAUUACAAGUUUGUGUUCUGUCCAAGCGUGUGCACGUUUUGCAAGGUUAUUUGCAAAGAUGUUGGUAUAUACAUUAAGGAUGGAGUCAGGUUUUUGGCUCUCAGUGACACUCCAUUCAGGGUUAUGUUCAAGAAGACUUUCUAAUCCUAUGUAACUUUCUGGUGAUCAUAGGAUAGUCAUUUUCCUCGAAUUUUCUGUUUGUGUAAUGUCGGUUGUUUUUCAGUUGUGAGUUUGAGGUUGUGAACUCACUGCAACUUUUAGCUGUUUGAAUUUCUACUCCAAUAGUUUGUUUCUUUUUCUCUUAAACUUUGAUAUUUAUGUUCCCAAUUUUUCCAUC
Messenger RNA from Nicotiana attenuata, 901 nucleotides. Its product is annotated as kunitz trypsin inhibitor 2-like. Bases 79 to 708 code for a protein of 209 amino acids. Lineage: Eukaryota; Viridiplantae; Streptophyta; Magnoliopsida; Solanales; Solanaceae. The transcript has a single exon. The record is from RefSeq and is a predicted model, not a curated record. Gene Ontology annotation, molecular function: endopeptidase inhibitor activity.